Sorghum bicolor (sorghum) is the source of this 1417-nucleotide messenger RNA. Its product is annotated as protein FLX-like 1. The transcript has 4 exons. Lineage: Eukaryota; Viridiplantae; Streptophyta; Magnoliopsida; Poales; Poaceae. Bases 97 to 1068 code for a protein of 323 amino acids. The record is from RefSeq and is a predicted model, not a curated record.
CCUUUCCCCUCUCGCCUCUGCUGCCCUCGCCGAGGCGAGCAAUCAAUCCCCUCCCAAUCCCCAGCGCGGCGACGCCAGCCGCCUCUGCCGCCUGCGAUGGCCGCACGGCGCGGGCCCCACGUCAUCAAGCUUCACGAUCCCAAUCCGCCCCUCCUCGGCCGGGCGCCAGGUCCCGCGGCGGCCGCCGUCUCCGCGCCCUCGCGAGACGAGGGCAUCCUCGCGCAGCACCCGCGCGCCGCCCCUUCGAGCGCCUCCGCCGCGCACCCCGCCUUUGCACUCAUCGAGGAGCGCCUCGUCGCCCGGGACCAGGACAUCCAGGAGCUCCUCGUCGACAACCAGCGGUUCGCCGCCACCCACGUCGCUCUCCAGCAGCAGCUCAUCGCGGCGCAGCACGAGCUCCGGGCUGUCUCCGUCGCCGCCACCAGGGCGCGCGCCGAGCGGGAGGGAGAGGUGCGCGCCCUCGCCGACCAGGCGGCGCACAUCGAGGCCGAGGCGCGGGCCGUCGCCGCCGCGCGCGCGGAGGUCGACCAAGUCCACGCCGACGUCCAGGUGCUCGCCGCGGCGCGCACCGACCUCGUCAACCGUCUUCAGGGCCUACGGGAGAAGCUCGCGCACAAGAAGGCUGAGGCGAGUAAGACUGAUUCCGUCCGUGCGCAGAUUGAAACCAUGCGCCGGGAGAUCCAGAAGGGCAGAGCUGCGGUUGAUUUCGAAAAGAAGGCACACUCUGAUAACCUCGAACAAAGUAAAGCAAUGGAGAAAAAUAUGAUUUCUGUGGCUAGUGAGAUUGAGAGGCUUCGAGGAGAGCUUGCAAAUGCUGAAAAAGGGGCCACCGCUGUCAACCCAGUAGCAGCUGUUGGUAACUCUGGGUAUGCUGCGGCUUAUGGCAAUUCCGAGCCAACAUAUACUGGAAUGUAUGGCAAUCCUGAUGCAACAUAUACUGCACAGGCUUAUCCUGAUGCUUAUAGCACUAAUCAGGCUCAUAUGCACACCGGCGCCAAUUCUCAUUACAUGAGUCAACCUGUUUCCUAUGGACAAUACGAGGGCCAGCACACCAAUGUUCAAAGAUGACUGUCAACACAAGAUAGCUUACUUGCCUGCCAUCUCAUUGUAAAAGGAUAGUCAAAGAAUCCACCAGAUUAAGCAUGUUAGAGAAAUCCGUUGCAUUGAAGUGCUGGAAGCCCUCAUGUUAAUGUUUUUUCUUUCCUGGCUAAUUUGUUCCAGAAUGGGUCGAACUUGGAGCAAAAAUCUUUCUCCCUUCUCCAUGUACUAGCCUGAUGAUUCGUCAGUUCUGCAAAUUGAUGGUGUUAUUCAGGGACUGUGAUGCCUCUAGCCAUUUGUGUACAUAUAAGGCCUUGUUUAGUUACAUUUUUUUUUUUGCAAAAUGAACACUGUAGCGCUUUCAUUUGUGUUUGAUAAA